This is a messenger RNA of Coregonus sp. 'balchen', 38144 nucleotides long. The record is from the annotation of a GenBank genome assembly. NCBI's taxonomy places the organism in Eukaryota, Metazoa, Chordata, Actinopteri, Salmoniformes, Salmonidae.
CUUCUGGAAAUCAACUGGACAGGCCUCACCAAUAUACUAGACAUUCCUGGGCUCAAGUAAGUAAACUGAGUCUCUUUUGUGCUCCGGCGUGAAGUUUCCCCUAGGUACAGCUCUAGGAUCAGCUUCCCCUCCCCCAAUUCUAACCACCGUUAGUGCACCGAAAAUUCUCCAGUGUUAAGAAAAACACUGACAGUGUAAGAAAUGGUCUAGUUUUGAAAGGACUGUAUGGCUGAUUUUAGUGGGAAUGGUGAUGGCCGCCAAAGGGCUUCUCUUUGAUCACUUUGAUCCGUUUUAUUUUGGCAGAGGUCAGUGAUCAGAGAACAUUGAUGUAAUAGUAUCUAGUAUGGUUCUAGGAACAAUGGAAAGAAGUGACAGUUAAACAUAAAUCCACAAUAAGCUACAAUUACCCUGGCACAAUUAAUCAAUACACAUUUCCCAUAUAAUGCUACUCAAAAGGGUGCUAUAAGUAGCAAUACUGAAAUGGCUUAAACUUACAUGAACAAUAUGUAAAAUGCUGAAGCUAAGUAGCCAUAGGCAAGCAAUAGGGCAGUAGAGCAUCAAAAGUAAUGUUCAAGAACAUCAUCUGAUAACCCAGAAACUAUAGAAAAAAUCAAAGUACAUAGGAAGACAAAUCACUUGAUCAAUGACGCAUACUGCUGGUCCAUAGAUGAUGGCUGCUGUUCAAUUAAUUGUUUGGUGUGGUCAGAGAGGAAGAGGAAGAGAGAGGAGAAGGGUGCAAUUGCGGCCUGCAAUUCGGGGCGUUCCUGCAGGGCGUGCUGCAGUUGCACACUAUUGAGAGAGAGGCCCAACUCGGCUUAAAAUCUGUCUCCCUCCAGCAGGUGGUGUUUUUUCAUUGUUUUGCCCACCAAGCAAGGAGUUUUUGUAUGGAGGUCAAUGAGUGUCGAAUUUGGUCAACAAAAACAUUUAUGGCUUAUUUCCUACUUAUUUGAUCGAAUAGACGUUUCAUAAUGCUUUAGUUGUUUUGUUUGUUUCAAUAUCUCCGUUUGUGCAUGUACAUUGAUUUAUUGAUUAAUUGAUAAAUCUUAUGCUACACAAAGAGAAAUAACAUUUUUCUAAACUAAUCCAAUCAGUUAGUUAUAUUUUUUGCACCCGUAACUGAAAUGUUUGUUCCAGUUUAAAUGCCUUAGGUAGUCUCCUCACAAUGUUUGUAACAUGACACUCAUUGUGAUUGGUUGCAGGUUAAUAAAAAUUCCAACUGUUAGAUAGCUUAGCUCUGUCUGGAUUCAAAUAGGAAUUACUUGUCACUUUGCAACCCAGCAUAAUGUGACUUGCUGGUAGGUUUGCCAAAUUCUGGUAACAUUCCCAGGUUUUCCAGAAUACAUGGUUGGAAGUUUCUUGGAGCUGGAAGCAGGAAAUCUGAAAUCCUUCAACCAGGAUUUUUAGAAAAUCUGGUAUUUUGGGGGUAAUCGCUGGAAUUUUACAACCCUACUUGCACUUUUAACUAAAGGUAUAAAGGGUUACUUUACCGCUACAGUGACACGCUUUUGUACCCCUACAGGAACAAAUCUAAACCUCAUGGUUUAGAUAUGCUGGCUUGCAAGGUGAUGUGUAAUUCCCAUUGGAACUGAGCCAAUGUGGGGAUAUUCAACUUGUAUUCAGAAUACUGCCAGUGUUGGGAAGAAUAAGCUAUGAGACUACCUAAAGCAUCUAAACUGGAACAACCAUUUCAGUAAGGGGUGCAAUAAGUCCAAGUAACAUAUUGGAUUAGUUUAGAAAAUGUUAGUAAUUUAUAUUUGAGUAGCAUAAUAUUAAUUAAUGAAUCAACAAAUCAAUGCACAAACAUAAAUAUUGAAACCUACCUGCAAAACAGCAUGCUGGGAAAUAUGAUAAUGAUUGGCAUGGUUUUGGUUCAAAGUGAUGUUUAUGAGUUUCAGGUCCAUGUAUUAGGGUAAACUAGGCCCUCAAAAUUAGGCCUUAUGAAAUACGUAUGGUAUUGUGUUACUUGUUAAAUUUUUUAUGAUGACAUAUUCAUUUAGGAUCUUACUUGGUGAAGUCCACAGGACUGAAAAUGUUUGAAUGCAACAACUAUGUCUCUGUCACUAACAAAUACAGUCAUGGGUGGCAACUCUGAAAUGUACUCGUAAGGCAAGGCGCUCUGCGAAAUAUUGGAAUAAGGCUUUACACAAAGCAGUGUGUUAAUUUAACACUGUCCCGGUGUCUAUAUGAGUCCAAAUACUCAACACUUUCAGUGUCAAUUUCAAUUUUUUUAACACUGGAGAAUUUUCUGUGUGGGGAAAAUCUAAAACGUACCCAAGAUCAACAUGUAGGGGCAACUUCACUCUACACCCUCUUUUGUCAGGCCAAGCUUUCACUACUUUCAGGUGUGAUUAGUACCCAUACAGGUUUUAUAGUAGGUAUUUUCCUCUUGGGGUUGUUGUAUGUGAUUGGAGCGUUUUUUAAGGUAGCAGGAGGACGACAGCUAGAGUGACCAUCGCCCUAUGGCUGUUAGGCUUUCAGUCCAUGAAAUGCUCAUAGCAACACAUGCCUGCCUGGCAGGGCUAAAAAAAAGCUCACACAGCUUAGAAAGCAAGAUGGUUUUUAUGUUUUUUUCAUUUGUGCAACUCAUCUCUGACUUUAUAGAUAUUUAAAUUGCGCCACUCCACCAACUCUCUGGGGUUGCUAAAAUAAUCUUCAUCCGCACAUCUCUCAACUCUAAAAUGAUGUGGUAAUGGGGAGGGGACUUGGGGAUUUCUUAGGGCUCAUUUAAAUGAAAGAGCACAUUGGAUGAUCUGCUUAUUAAGAGUAACUGUUACACUUUAGUGUAGAAUAAAGUAGACUGUAAAGAGGCAUUGGCUAAUAAGUUUGCACUUUUCUUGUGUUAUCUUUAAAUUGUUUUGGGGUAUGGCAGUGCUACUACUUGCAUUGAAUUGAAUUGAAUCCCAAAAGGGGAAAUUGGAUUUGUCACCACUCACUAGCAAUACACAAACAGCAACAACAAACACAUCAGAGUCACAUAGACACAUAAAGGCGGCAGGUAGCUUAGUGGUUAAGAGCGUUGUGCCAGUAACCGAAAGGUCGCUGGUUCUAAUCCCCGAGCCGACUAGGUAAAAAAUCUGUCUGUGCCCUUGAGCAAGGCACUUAACCCUAAUUGCUCAUGUAAGUCACUCUGGAUAAGAGCGUCUGCUAAAUGACUAAAAUGUAAAUAAAUAGAGCACUGAUUGCUGGUGAAACAAGCACAAUUCAUGACUUCCAUAAUGGAUUCAAUAGAAUAGAUUUCCCUCUUCUGGUAAAGAGACCAAUACAAUGUUCUCAUGGCAUUCAAAGAGCAGAUAACCUUUGCCUUCUCUGCAGACCAGGCAUAAUUUGUAUUAUCCACAGUCAAUUCUUAGUUUUUAUAUUGUUGUGAGUUGACAGUGGCUUCUGGUGUUUAAACCUUAUGUUAACGCUACUGCGGCGGUGGAAAAUGUCCCUAAUAAAGAUUUCAUGAUACAGCCACUCUCCUCCUCACAGUCUAUUGAUUUAGACACGGGUGUUGACACAUCCGCAGCUCAGUGAUGGAAAUCAUCUCCCUGAUUCUACAGAGCAUAACCGCCCAUCCCCCCACUGCUAUUUCUCUGUAGGGGUGUAAUAGAUAUGUGUAGUCAGUACACUGUGAGCCUGUUUGUGGAGGCUCAGUGGCACAUGCCCGGUUCAUGGGCUAGGGGGUGGGGGAUGGGGGGGAGGUGUGCCUGCCUCUGGGUUAGUGAUAGGACAGGACAGGCCCGGGCAGCAGAGAAAUGACAGUCACAGAGACAAGCUCUCAACCACAAGCGAUAGACAGUGCCAGCUGUAUGUUGGAGGGGUGGAGUCUACUGUAUCACAGAGUAGAUAAAACCACCCAUCCCCUCCAAAGACCCCCCCCCCCCCUCCUCUCUCUCUCGCUCUCUCCCUCUCUCUCUUUUUCCCUCUCUCUCGCCCUCUCACUCUCAUAUCCCCUUGAUGUUAUUCAACACAGGUUGUCUGACAGUUGUGGUGUAGUGUUAUUAUUUUUUUUGUAUGACCUAGCUCUGUGUCCCACCGCAAGGUCAGGGGAACAAUAACAGCUGAUACUGCAUGAAGCUCUCUACACGGUGUGUGUGUGUACGUGUAUGUGUUACACAAGAACGAUCACAUACUAAAGAAGAAUCAUGUUCCCUGUAAUGCUGCUUAAUCUGCCCCCAGAGAAGUGCUCUAGCUUUCUGCUCAGCUGCAAGAGAAAUUAUAGGAUAAAAUGAUAAAUAUGUUUCUUGAGAAGCCUUCUUAGAGAAAUGAGAGAGAAAGAGUGAAGGAAUGGGUAUAUAAAAAUAUAUGUUUCAUUUUUACAGAUUGCUUGAACCCUCUCAUAAAUGUAUUUAUGUUUACAGAAUCAAACCCAAGUGGAUAGCUUAAAGGUUAACAGAAAAUCUCUCAUCAGUUACUAGACCACUCUUAGCUAUCGAUUUCCCUUACAAGGCAUUGUAAUUCUCAGGUCGUAAGACCUCCUGCUCAGUGACAUCCUCACUGCUAAGUGUUGACUCCCCAGGGGAUCACAGUGAUAUUUUGAGGUUUGUAAUUUACUCCAACAACAUGCUUGAACCCCUUCCAAUAAUUAUAUCCAAAGGUCGUACUCACUGACUGUGAGGUUUGUUGUGUUUUGUUUUUCCCAGUGGCUUCUCAGACAGUCUGAUUCAGGACAUCAUCUACAGCUACCUGGUGUUGCCCAACCGCAUCACUAUCCCACUAGUGGGAGAUAUAGAACUGGCUCAGCUACGCUUCCCUAUGCCAAAGGUACUGCAGCCCUUCAUCUAUCCUAUAUCUAAUCAUACAUCAUUAUCAUAUUUCACACACUAAUUAAAGGAACACAUAUUUUUCGGAUUUUGUUUAGUGUUAUGGCAUGCACAAUUUUUGAGACCAUAUCAACAGUGGACUAAUAAACAAAAUACUAAAAUAUGUUUUUGUGGAAAGUAACCCUUUAAUUAACAGUGUUCGUAUUAGCAGAGCACACCCGUCUGCCACCAAAUCCAUCAUCACAUUUUUUGUGGACCCCAGUAAGAGUAGCUGAUGCUUUUGCAGCGGCUAAUGGGGAUCCUAAUAAAUACCAAAUACCAAAUAUUCUGCAUGUAUGAUGAUCCUGAUAGGUAGUGAUGGGGAAACAAAGCUUCCUGAAGCAUUAAGGUUUUCCAGCCAAUUGUGUCAAAAAAAGGUUAAUUACUCAAGGCUUUGAUGAACACAGUGUACACUAGUGGCACCUGCUGGUCAAAAUAAUUUGGAACAGCCAAAUUAUUAUAGACGACGUCCCACACUCCCACACGUCCCACACUACGCGCAGCGUAGUGUUUUUGUCUUCUACCAAACCAAUACCAAACCAAUCAGGUGGUUGUUCGACGAAACGACACUUCGGACGUCAUUGAUAAUGUGCUUCUGAUAAAUUGAUACAGGCAUCGGCACACUGCUUCAAAGUACAUUGCUUAGCGAUUUCGAUACAUGCCUCGGAGCUCCGGUAUCAAAUAUAACAUCACUACUUAUAUCCUUAUUGUGCUGUUUGGUUAUCAGUGAAGCAGUGAUUGCGUUUGACUCAGCUCCAAGGCCUAUGGUUCCUCUGUUCCUCUGUUUGGUCUUAAAGGGACAUUUAACUCAUAAAAUAACGUUUGUCAAAUUAUUUCAAACCUCAAAAGUAGACUAAUGUCAAGAUGAAACUAUCUUCCACUAAAUUGGUUUCUAUGUAGAUCCAGCUAUUUGCCUUCACCCCAAAUGAAUAGAAAAUAUACGCAUCCUCUAAUUCCCUGGUUUUAUUGAGUGCUUAUCUUUUCCAUUCAUUUGUGGUAGAGGCCUAUAGAUGGAUCUACACAACCGAUGUUGUGGUACAUGGUUUCAUCUUGACUAAAGACUACUUUAGAGGUCAGAAAUCAUUGGAUAAACUUUUAUAUGAAAGUGCAAUGUCCCUUUAAAACCUUUUUACUGCAGUGGGCUAAAUCAGGGUCACACAGAGUGAUUCUUAUACACCUCACACAUGGUUAUGGGCUUAAAAAAAGAAGACACCUGUACCAUGUCAGAUAUAGAGUUUAAAUGUAUUCAAUUUUGAGUUUGCAUCCCAAUAUUACACUUUAUAUACAUCACAGAAGACUGAAAUAUAGCGAAACUGUUUGACAUAAACACUGGAUUUUCUUCAGGUUUUUUAAGUAAUCUUUAUUAAUUAUGAAAAAAUAUUUAAAAUAUUCCACCCAUGAGGCCAAAGAGGGCGCAUUCGGUCAUUGACUACAGGAAAGAGCUACAGUGUCGCUGUGUACUAUUUUAAAGUGUCCAUUUCCUGAAGUGUCCCUUUGCUGUGUGUGUCACCAGGGAGUCCUGAGGAUUCACUUCCUGGAGGCUCAGGACCUGGAGGGGAAGGAUAAAUUCCUGGGCGGGCUGAUCAAGGGGAAGUCUGACCCCUACGGCGUCCUCCAGAUUGGCAACCAGCUCUUCCAGAGCAAGACGGUCAAAGAGAGCCUGCACCCCAAAUGGAACGAAGUUUACGAGGUGAACAAAAUAUACUGAAAAAUUAACUCUUCCAAUGGAACAUCAACCAAAACCGCAAAAUAUGGUUAUAUUAUACAAUAACUGCCUCAGGGGCAGUAACAUCAAUGAUAUCUGCCCCUUCUGUGCUAACUACCCCAGUGAUAUUAAUAUAGGGUAUGUAGAACCAGAUACAACUUACAUGUACACUACCGGUCAAAAGUUUUAGAACACCUACUCAGUCAAGGGUUUCUGGUGGCUAUUUGAAGAAUCUCAAAUAUAAAAUAUAUUUUGAUUUGUUUAACACUUUUUGGGUUACUACAUGAUUCCAUAUGUGUUACUUCAUAGUUUUGACAUCUUCACUAUUAUUCUACAAUGUAGAAAAUAGUGGAAUUUCUUUCCUUCUUAAUGCAUUUGAGCCAAUCAGUUGUGUUGUGACAAGGUAGGGGGGCUAUACAGAAGAUAGCCCUAUUUGGUAAAAGACCAAGUCCAUAUUAUGGCAAGAACAGCUCAAAUAAGCAAAGAGAAACGACAGUCCAUCAUUACUUUAAGACAUGAAGGUCAGUUAAUACGGAACAUUUCAAGAACUUUGAAAGUUUCUUCAAGUGCAGUCGCAAAAACCAUCAAGCGCUAUGAUGAAACUGGCUCUCAUGAGGACCGCCACAGGAAUGGAAGACCCAGAGUUACCUCUGCUGUAGAGGAUAAGUUACCAGCCUCAGAAAUUGUAGCCCAAAUACAUGCUUCACAGUUGAAGUAACAGACACAUCUCAACAUCAACUGUUCAGAGGGGACUGUGUGAAUCAGGCCUUCAUGGUUGAAUUGCUGCAAAGAAACCACUACUAAAGGACACCAAAAAGAAGAAGAGACUUGCUUGGGCCAAGAAACACGAGCAAUGGACAUCAGACCGGUGGAAAUGUGUCCUUUGGUCUGGAGUCCAAAUUUGAGAUUUUUGGUUCCAAACGCCGUGUCUUUGUGAGACGCGAUGUUGGUGAACGUAUGAUCUCUGCAUGUGUAUUUCCCACCGUAAAGAAUGGAGGAGGAGGUGUAAUGGUGUGGGGGUGCUUUGCUGGUGACACUGUCUGUGAUUUAUUCAGAAUUCAAGGGACACUUAACCAGCAUGACUACCACAGCAUUCUGCAUCAAUACGCCAUCCCAUCUGGUUUGGGCUUAGUGGGGCUGUGUAAGUGCUAUUUUACCAAGAAGGAGAGUAUUGGAAUGCUGCAUCAGAUGACCUGGCCUCCACAAUCCCCCGACCUCAACCAAAUUGAGAUGGUUUGGGAUGUCGGACCGCAGAGUGAAGGAAAAGCCAACAACAAGUGCUCAGCAUAUGCGGGAACUCCUUCAAGACUGUUGGAAAAGCAUUCCAGGUGAAGCUGGUUGAGAGAAUGCCAAGCGUGUGCAAAGCUGUCAUCAAAGCAAAGGGUGGCUAUUUGAAGAAUCUCAAAUAUAUUUUGAUUUGUUUAACACUUUUUGGGUUACCACAUGAUUCCAUAUGUGUUAUUUCAUAGUUUUGAUGUCUUCACAAUUAUUCUACAAUGUAGAAAAUAGUAAAAAUAAAGAAAAACUCUUGAAUGAGUAGGUGUUCUAAAACUUUUGACCGGUAGUGUACAUAUUUCCAACAGUCCAAUAUUUCCUCUUAUUUUUGGCUUUCAUGCUGUUUUACCCACCAUGUCAUUUUUUACAAGCCCUUUGGCUGUAUUCAAUGUGAACUACUGUAUCUGAGAUUGAAUUGAGUUAUGUCCUUGUCCUUGUCAGGCCCUGGUAUAUGAGCACUCAGGUCAACAUCUGGAGAUUGAGUUGUUUGAUGAGGACCCAGACAAAGAUGAUUUCCUGGGGAGGUAAGCUCAUAUCCUGCACUGUAAAACCAUCCUGUUAUUUUCACGGUAAAUUACUGUUUAUCGACUGUGUCUUAUUGUAUAAGCUGAAUACAAUAGAUUACCGUAAAUUACAAUACAUUGUGGAAAAAUGUUCAACAGCCGGGAAAUAUUUGAUGUAUUGUGGACUUUACCGUAAAAUAUUAUAUGUAAAAUACAAUAGAAGUUCACUUACUGUAUUUGUGAAUGUUCAAAAUAGAACACCACACAAAAAGCACAAGGUCAAAAUCAAAGCACAUCCUCUAAAGUAAGAUAAUUUUUUUGUUGUUGCUGUAUUUCAAAUGACUUGUAAUUCCACCCCAAAGUAAACAGUAGCUUACCGUAUUUAUGGAGCAACAAAAACCUUUUGACCACUAGUGGGUGCAUGUUAUUGUUGUUACUGGCUCAUUAACAUAUUUUGAGGCGUGCCAAGUAUGAGGCUACAUUUGUGCCACCCAUUAGUGAGAGUGCUGUACCAAUUUAACUUAUAUUUGGUGGCAGCAAGUCUUAAACCUUUAAUGGUUGAGUAUUUGCCAUCUCCUUUGGUCUGUAGUCACUGCCAGUUUGGAAGCUUUUGUUUAGUGAUGGGAAACCGAGGCUUUCUGAACCCUUUGGGGCUUACACCAAAUUGUGCCGAGAAACAGUUCAUUACUCUGAGCUUUUAGCUAGUGAUGGAGAAACUAAGCUUCCUGAAGCCUUGAGGUUUACCAGCCAAUUGUGUCAAAAAUAGUUUCAUUACUCAAGGCUUUGAUCAACACAUUGUACACUAGUGGUACCUGCUGGUCAAAAUAAUUUAGAGCAGCCAAAUUAUUAUAGACGACGUCCCACACCUCCUAGCGUGUGCGCAGCGUAACCUUUUUGUCUUCGACCAAACCAAUAGCAAACCAAUCAGGUGGUUGUUCGACAAAACGAAGCUUCGGACGUCAUUGAUCACCUGCUUCUGAUAAAGUGCUGCUUUGAAGUACACUGCUUAGCGAUUUCAACGUGUACCUUGGAGCUCCGGUGUCAAAUGUAACAUCACUACUUUUAGCACAGUGCACAUUAAUGACAUCUGCUGCUCAGGAAUAAAUAUCAGCAUGUUUGAUUUUUAUAUAGACUAGUUUUUCCAUUGUAUCCAUUGAAACUUUGUGGUGGAAUGGAUAGGUGCGAGCGUUGGUACGUACACUACCGCUCAAAUGUUUGGGGUCACUUAGAAAUGUCCUUGUUUUCGAAAGAAAAACAAUGUAUUUGUCCAUUAAAAUAACAUCAAAUUGAUCAGAAAUACAGUGUAGACAUUGUUAAUGCUGUAAAUGGCUAUUGUAGCUGGAAACGGCUGAUUUUUUUAUGGAAUAUAUAGGCGUACAGAGGCCCAUUAUCAGCAACCAUCAGUCCUGUGUUCCAGUGGCACGUUGUAUAUGCAAAUCCUAGUUUAUCAUUUUAAAAGGCUAAUUGAGCAUUAGAAAAACCCUUUUGCAAUUAUAUUAGCACAGCUGAAAACUGUUGUGCUGAUUAAAGAAGCAAUAAAACUGGCCUUGAGACUAGUUGAGUAUCUGGAGCAUCAGCAAUUGUGGGUUCGAUUACAGGCUCAAAAUGGCCAGAAACAAAUAACUUUCUUCUGAAACUCAUCAGUCUAUUCUUGUCCAUUAAAUAGUACCCGCAUAACACCAGUCUAAACGUCAACAGUGAAGAGGCGACUCCUGGAUGCUGACCUUCUAGGCAGAGUUACAAAGAAAAAGUCCAGUGUCUGUUCUUUUGCCCAUCUUAAUCUUUUAUUUUUAUUGGCCAGUCUGAGAUAUGGCUUUUUCUUUGCAACUCUGCCUAGAAGGUCAGCAUCCCGGAGUCGCCUCUUCACGUUUAGACUGGUACUAUUUAAUGAAGCUGCCAGUUGAGGACCUGUGAAGCGUCUGUUUCUCAAACUAGACACUCUAAUGUAUUUGUCCUCUUGCUCAGUUGUGCAACGGGGCCUCCCACUCCUCUUUCUAUUCUGGUUAGAGCCAGUUUGCGCUGUUCUGUGAAGGGAGUAGUACACAGCGUUGUAUGAGAUCUUCAGUUUCUUGGCAAUUUCUCACAUGGAAUAGCCUUAAUUUCUCAGAACAAGAAUAGACUGACGAGUUUCAGAAGAAAGUUAUUUUUUUCUGGCCAUUUUGAGCCUGUAAUCGAACCCACAAUUGCUGAUGCUCCAGAUACUCAACUAGUCUCAAGAAAGCAACCUUGCAUCGAAGAACACAUCGGCACCAUGGCGAAAUCAGUGGGAUCUCUCAUUUUGCAGCACACGGUUAAAAAAAGCACGUGAUCAAUGACAUCCGAAGCUUCGUUUGAUCACAUGCUUUUUUGAACCGUGUGUUGCAAAAUGCGAGAUCCCACUGAUUUUGCUGCGGUGCCGAUGCGUUCUUCGACGCAAAGUUGCUUUCAAACACCGACCUCUACUGGACACCUUAUUUACCAAUUUACUUAGAUUGUCUUCAGUUUACAGUAUCUAAAUGGUAGCUUAGUUUACAGUACCUAAAUCGUUGGGAUUUUGCAACACACGGUUCAAAAGAGCACGUGAUCAAACAAAGCUUCUGAUGUCAUUGAUCACGUGGUAAUGUUACUUUGAACCUAUCCAUCUAUGCUUUGAAACGAGCAACGUAGUUUAAAAAAAAAAGAAUUUUUUUACAAAAGACGUUGGCUCCAUUGUAUGAUUUAUAAAAAACUGCCUAUGCCUAUCGAAACUCAUAAUUUAAAAGUUAGAAGUACAACGUAGCCAGUGUUUCAAAUAAAACUAUUUACAAAAAUAACACAUCUUUAUGGGGAUUCAAUCCUGUGCCUCUACAAGACAAGAAACUCACUCACCACUGCUCUACAGGCUGAGCCAACUGUAAGGUGAGAAAUAGAGAACACUGUACGUAGUGUCUGUACGUAUUGUCUAGUAGAGGUCGACGUUUUGGAAGCCACAGCGGGAUCCACUGACUAAGGGGUCAAACAAAGCUUUGUACAUCAUUUAUCACGUGGUAACUUCUUGUCAACUUUGCUUUUGGAUUGAAUGAGACUUUUUAGACUCACUUUUACAGAUUAACAAAAAACUUUGGAUCCAUAAUUUGAUGAUUACCAAUAACAACUACUACAGCUGUUUAAUUUACAAUCACUGUAAAAAAAUCAAAAUAAAUUGAAAUAGGCUCUCUCAAGAUUCAAUACUAGUGUGCUACAAUUUCAUGAUAGAUUUGUCUGCUGUGUGGCUCUACGCCCCGAGCUAUCUUUCCACCUGCUAAGAAGGUGAAAUAUCUAGAUAAAGGAAAAAGCUUCCAGCAGAGGUCGGCGCUCUCAGUUCCGAGUUCUGACACCUGUCAGAUGGUAGUGUGACGUACGAAGCUUCAACCGUCAUCAUCACGUGGUAUUAUUACUUAGAUACAAGCAUCGGUACGUUGUGUCGAAAACUGCAUCGAAGCGUCAGAGUUACGGGAUCAGUCAUCCCAUCACUACCUUUGUUAAGGCCUCUAGAAGUGCAAGUGAUAUACUGCACUGUACUGUUGUUUUACAGUAACUUACAGGUAUCCAGUUGCCUGUAAGGUACCGUAAAAACAACAGGAAAUUGUUUACAGUGUGUCUUUUUCUCAUCACCCCAUGCUCAAAUGGCUUAUUAGUCCUCUGCAUUGUGAGUUAAUGUAUCCAAUAUCAAGCAAAUUAUCUUAUCUAGCCGAAAAUAUAUCACAAACUUAGCUCUGGUCCAGAGUGUUACGUACGGCUUGCUGAUGCCGAGCCUUCAGUUUUAGCAAACAGCACGUAACGCCCUGGAGCAGAACUAUCGCAACCUCCCUCCUAUAUGUCACAGUGAAGGGUGGCCCAUUGAAAGAGAGAAGAGACACAUUGAAGUAUCUGUGAUGUACUAAGUAUCUGUGAUCAGUGUACAAUAGUCACAUUAGGAGUUGGAUCAAAGCUCUGCUUCUUGGGCCUCAUCCCAAGGGGAUAGCAUAGCAUAGCACCCAGCAGGGUGCUGGCUGCGUCCCAAAUGGCACCCUACUCCCAAUGUAUUCCACUACUUUUGACCGGAGCCCUAUUGGCCCCUGACUGGGUCGGAGUGCCAACAUGCUGUAUCAGUGAACCAAUUUGGCUUCUGUUGUGAUUAAUCCUGCCUACUGAUUUCUUAUCCAAUCUUUGUGUCUUCGAUUGCAGCCUGAUGAUCGAUAUGACGGAGCUUCACAAAGAGCAGAAGGUCGAUGAGGUAAAUCCACCAGCUGAUCCGAUAUAUUUUUUCAUCUUCAAAUAAAUGUGGUUAAAAGAAGAAGAAAAAACAUGAAAAUAGAACAAGAGGCUUGGCUUCAGUUCUGCACUUGGAUAGUGAUUUUGCCUUACUAUAUUAUCUGCCUUCGUCCAUUUGAAGAUAUUGUGUUGUCAUCCAUCACUACUACAGUUGAGAUUUAGGGUAUGUAGGUCCCAAAUGUAAUCCUAUUCCCUAUAUAGUGCACUAGGUUUUUACCAGAGCCCUAUGAGCCCUGGUGAAAAGUAGUGCACUAUAAAUACAACAGGGUGCCAUUUGAAAUGCACCCUUGAACAUCCUGUCGUUCUAGUGGUUUGACCUGGAAGAAGUCUCCACGGGGAAACUACACUUGAAACUGGAAUGGCUCUCUCUGCUCUCCACACCUGAAAAGAUGGACCAGGUGCAGUAUUCGAUAUGAAAUGAUUUUAUUUACAUGGAAAUUAAUUUAGUCAGCAUACAAAAUACACAAAAUCUAUACACUACAAUACACAUUUAUUUACUUUUUUUAUUUAACCUUUAUUUUAUCAGUGAGUCAUACUGAGACCAAGGUCUCUUUUACAGAUGAGCCCUGAAUUACAGAAAAUACACACAUCAAAAUAUAAAUACAAAAAGCAAACAGAAAGAAAAACACGGUCAUAAAAAACAAAGACAUUCAUCAGUAAAAAUGUCCUCAAUCAGCGUUCUGAAUUGACCUAGAGGCACCAAAACAUCACAUUUCAGAACAUUUAAAAGAUUGUUCCACAAAUAUGGUGCAAAAAAACUAAAAGCUGAUUUACCUAACUCGGUAGAGACCAAAGGAAUUUCCAGAGUUAGCCAUCCCUGAGACUGGGUGCAGUAACUCUUAUGUCUAAAGUUUAGUAAUGAUGUUAGGUACAGUGGGACUUUUUGUAAAAGGGCUUUAAAUAUGAAAACAUAGCAAUGUAUCAACCUACGUGACAUCAAAGAGGGCCAACUUUCUGGUAGAGAAUGCAGAUGAGUGCUAAAACUGUCACCCAUAAUAAUGUGCCGUGCACUUUGAUAAAAUGGAUCAAGCAUAUCAGUCCCAGUAGAUUUUUUCCAUUAAUCUUAAACAAGUCAUCUAGCACGUCACAGAUAGUAAAUUGCUGAAAUGUACACCUUUCAUACGCAUGCCUUUCCUACACACUUCUCAGUAGUUGGUAUUCCUUUAUGCAGGUGCGUAACAGGCUUUGCCGGCGUGGUUCCCUUGCGCGCGCUGAAUACAUUUAAUUCAACCGCUGAAAACCCUCCCACUUGCUGGCCCACAGAUUUUCUCGUGAUUUUCAUUCAAUAGGAUUUUCAGUACGUUUAUCUUAAGCCAUCCCUUUAAAUAUGGUUUACCUUUAAUUAGAAUUUUGUCGACAGACUAGAAUACAUUGAGAGAACGGGUUCAGAAUAUAGGGAUCAAUGAAAGAAAGCCAUCUAAAUAUAUGCAUAUUUGUCUCCGUUUCAGCACCAACUGGUAGAUAAAAGAAUACUCUGAUUCUGUAGAUUAUUUAGGCACAUUUUUGGGUUAGGAAAGUAUGUGUGAAUAAUUAAAAAAACUGGUUUGGAGAGCCUUUAUGCACAAAAUAUGUGUUUGAUUCAUCCUAAAAGUUGUCAUAUUCAAGUUCAAUCCAUUAAAUAUUGAAAGGUAGAAAGCAGUGUACAAUAAGGGUUGAACAAUAGACCUAAAAAUCUACCCUAACCCUCACUAAUCAUGGAACUGUAUGACAAUGUUCUAGUCAUUGUGAACUGUGCGCCAGGCUCCAUGUAUAACCUGCUACGUGUGGUCUGAGUUCCAUAAUGAUUCAAAUAGGCUACAUGUCCCAAAUUAUUGCACAACGUUAGCCUAAUAUGAUCCACUUAUGCUAGCGACCCUCAGGGACAACUACACAGACGUGACAGAGGAAAGAAAGGUAAACGGAAUGGAAUGAUGCAAAAUGUAAGCUACAAAUUGAAGAAAACAAACACUAAAGUGACUGUUAUAAAUGUAUACAAAUAGUAAAAUAAAAUGGAGAAAAGCCCGGGUAUAUAAUUAAAACAUUCUAAAGCGCAUAUAUCAACUCAGUAGGUUCAGCCCUACAGAAGCCUAUGGCUUGGGUCUCCAAAUUUCAUCCACUCAAAUUGAGGGCACAUAAUUAAAAUUCGGAAUAUCAGCACAGCUAUUUAUAGCCUACUUCGCUUUGGAAAAGGGUCGACAAUACGAUAUUUUCAGUUUGCUUCCAUAUGACUGGUUUCAUAUUUGUCUCCAGGGAUCAUCAGGAAAAAUCAUCUAAAACAAUUGCUAUGUGUAUUUACAAUCCUCGUAUGCAAAUGGAUUACUCAUUUACCUAGCUCUUAUCAAAUGCUCUUAUACAUUUAUAAAUAACAGUGCAUGGAGAAUGCUGUUAUUUCUAUCGGAAUAAAAGAAAGUAGAUGAUUUUUCCACUUGGUUCGCUCGACCUUAUUCAUAAUUUCAUCGCCCGUAAAGGUGGUGGAAUUAUGAGGGAAUUAAGUCAAGGUCAGAAUACGGCGUAUCUGUAGCUACACCUCCGCCACACCUUCAAUUCUUAGAUCUCCACCCCGAAACGAAUAGCGGGUGAAUAGCAUGCUAUUCUCAUGCUUAAGUUAAAGGUCAGAAUAAAAAAUAUAAAUAUAAAAAGGGAAUUACGUUCCAUUUACGUGCGCUUAAAUCGGGUCGGAAUCGGCCCCAUAUAGCACAGACAAGCAAACCCUUAUCUUUUCAAUUUCGGUUCUUAUCCCCCUUCCCAAUUGUAUGAUAAUUCAAGACAAGCCCAGGUGUUUAUAAUGACAUCGUACUAGAAAGCUAGCUUAAACACGUUGACUUAGCCUGUCUCUCUGUCUUGCUAUUGUCACGUGUAUUACAGUUAGAAGUGAAUUAGAAGGCUGCCCACUUCUCCUAGUCCAGUUUGUCUCAGUAGUGACCCCCCCGUCUCUCCUAUCCAAUCAGGUGUUGAGGAGCGUGCGAGCUGACAGAAGCCUGGCCAAUGAUGGACUCUCAUCUGCUCUCCUGGUGGUGUACUUGGACUCAGCAAAGAACCUGCCGGUGAGUAGAGCUGGAUGACAGGACUGUUCAGUUAAAGGGGUUUGAGUUGAAGGAGUGCUCUGGUGGUGGAGUGAGGCGCAAAAGUAUUGAAUUGCUGAAGGUGAAUUGCUGCAGGUAAAAGCACAUUACACGGCGGUUGAUUUGACAUACUGUACAUGAUAACAUUUACUGUAGAAUAUAAAACAUUUCCCCAUGCUAUACACAUUCAUGUUAAUGUUAACAAAUGUUGGCCUAUGACAUGAUGUGAAUAAGGAUACAGAGAAUAAUGUAAUAUAUUUCUGGACAUAUUCUACUCCACCCAAGGGAGCUAUUGUGAAUCACGCCAAAUGGAACUUGAAAAUAAUGUUCUGAAAUAUUUUCUACCCAGCUCAACAAGCAUUUUCAGUACACAUUUUCAGGUGUAGUUGUGCAAACAUUGCACUGAAGUUUAAUCAACAUGCCAUAGUUUACUGUUUUCAUCUCAACCCUGUCUAUCUGGUCUUCCACAUGGACAACACACCUUUAACAUGACAUGAGCACCUCAAUGGAUUCAUUUGUGUGUCUGUCUGUUGAAACUCCUUUUUGUCUCCUCCUUCAACACUGUCUUUUACCUUUGACCUUAACCCACAGAUAUGGGUCAAUAUCAGCCCAAGACAGUCAACUCCUAAAUGAGCCUGUCAGAGUCUUAGCCUCUUUAGCGUCUUAGCCAUACUUUAUUUAACUUCUUCUCUCCCUGUUCUUUCCCUAUAAAGAGCGUCUUCACAGGGAGCUUUGGGUGCGGAAACUUAAAAGAGAGGAGAGCAUCUGGCCUAGUAUUUUGUGAGAACAAUACCUCAAUGUAUAGAACCUUAUUCGUGAGUCCUCCGGUACUCUGCAUCCUAGAGUUAGCAUUAGCAGUGUGUGGUGGGGUUGAACCGUAACAGACUAUCUCUGGUGCAGAGCGUCGUUCGGCUGCGCUCUUACUAUCACUAAGGUAGUGGGAGCGCAGCAGAAUGACGCCCUGCACCAGAGCUAAGUAACAGACCUGCUGCAGUGAGUCUUGUAUCAUAAAGCAUGUCGAUUGACUCUGCUGCAUGGUUCUAAAUCCAAUAAUAUUAUUAUACAAUAAUUUCUGAACCCGGUUGAUCAUGAAUAUUUAUCUUAUAGACUAAAUAAUAAUUCCAAUAACUCAGGAUAGAGGAUAGUGCUUCAUCUUUCAUCCAACAACAAGGUACAGGCAGGGAAAAUAUGGUUUCCAAGAACUAUUGAUUUCAAGGUCUCAGGGUAUUUAAUUGAGGGGGCUAUUUGUGGCGCAUUACUUUAAGGAUAUGUUGACAGCUGUUGCUUUUAGUGUCUGUGUAGUGGACAGUUAUGUCUAAGUAAGGGAAUAUUGAAAUACUGUCAGAUCUCUUAUUUGCUUGAGCUAAACAACAUCCCUUAUCACAAGUUCCUCCCAGCAACUCAUUCUAUAGCUUCUCCCGUAUAGAAGGACAAUUUUCAUUCUCCUUCUCUAUACAGCUUUUCUUUUAUACUGCAUUAUCCAUUCAUUAUAAUGUCUGCGUUGUUAUCUAUUGUUCAUAUAUAUACCUUAUUUAUAUCUUGGACAGUCCUCUCUCUUUAUUUAUUGGCUCUCUCCUUCCUUUUUCCUUUUCCAUUCUCUAUGGAUUGUUGUUGUUUUCAUACCACUUAAUACAACCUAAUCUAGCACUGGUCCAGCCCGUUGUUCGGCUGCGUUCUCACUAACGACGUCCUGGACCAAAGCUAAACCUAAUCAUACUCAGUUCCCCCAUCCUACUAACUCUGGGUGUGAUUUUCUCCCCAUCUCCCCCCUUUGGAUAAAAGAGCGACCUGUUUAAUUUCAACCAGGACAGGUUGAAGCAAGCCUCUGUCUAUAAAUCCCUGAAGGUAAAGGAAGAAAGUGGGAUAAUGCAUGCCAUGCAUAGAUAGCACGCAUAUACAGCUUUUAUGUUCUCAGUCUGUGCCCUUCCUUACUUUGUGCCAUCCAAAUUUACUUUGAUAAUUUAUGAUAAAUGCAUUGUUUAUUCAUUGUGAGUAGGGCUGUUGUGGUGACCGUAUUACCGCCACACCGGCGGUCACGAGUCAUGAAGGCAGUCAAAUUCCACGUGACCGCUUAGUCACGGUAAUUAGGCUUCUCCAAGCUUUGAUGCUGCUCAUGGUCAUUAGUAGCCUACCAAACUUGCUAACGGCGUGGUACUGAGCACUCUAUUUCCCCUCUAAUCACUCUGACAUCAAUGCAAAUGUAAUCGAAAAUCGAAUCAAACACUUCAUGAGAGCCCAUGAGCUCAUGUUGAACAACAUUACUAUAGGCUAUGCAAUUGCGUGAGAAAACAGAGUGAUGGCCUCUACUAAAUAGGAGGAUCCCAUCAGCUUUCUAUAGGCUAGGCCUGCUAUAUUUAUUUCUCAACUUUCCUAAUAUUAAUCACAUUGCUUAUCUUUACAACAGGAGUAUAGCCUACCUGGCUGGCAUGAAAAUGAAUCACGGGAAAAGUGUCCUCCAUCCGCUAUUUUAAGUGCAUAGAUGACAUGUAUUUUUUCCCGCUGCCCCUGUUUCGAGACGGGUGCAUGAUAAUGGUCCAUUCUAAAUCAAAACAUAUUUCACACAUAUAUUAUUUAGUAUAUGUAAAGACAAGAUUAAAUCAAGAAUAGUCUGAUGGGUGACAAUAUAUCGAAUCAUAGUCGCACACCCCAUGUAGCCUAGCCCAUAGGCCUAUAUGUUUUGAUUUGGUUUGUAUCACAACUAAAGUGGCCAAAAAACUUCUUAAAAUUAAGCACAUUAAUCCGCUUUACAAGGGAUUUAAAGCCUAACUGCCAUACAGUCGUGGUCAAAAGUUUUGAGAAUGACACAAAUAUUAAUUUUCACAAAGUCUGCUGCCUCAGUUUUUAUGAUGGCAAUUUGCAUAUACUCCAGAAUGUUAUGAAGAGUGAUCAGAUUACUUGCAAUUAAUUGCAAAGUCCCUCUUUGCCAUGAAAAUGAACUUAAUCCACAAAAAACAUUUCCACAGCAUUUCAGCCCUGCCACAAAAGGACCAGCUGACAUCAUGUCAGUGAUUCUCUCGUUAACACAGGUGAGAGUGUUGACGAGGACAAGGCUGGAGAUCACUCUGUCAUGCUGAUUGAGUUAGAAUAACAGACUGGAAGCUUUAAAAGGAGGGUGGUGCUUGAAAUCAUUGUUCUUCCUCUGUUAACCAUGGUUACCUGCAAGGAAACACGUGCCGUCAUCAUUGCUUUGCACAAAAAGGUCUUCACAGGCAAGGAUAUUGCUGCUAGUAAGAUUGCACCUAAAUCAACCAUUUAUCGGAUCAUCAAGAACUUCAAGGAGAGAGGUUCAAUUGUUGUGAAGAAGGCUUCAGGGCGCCCAAGAAAGUCCAGCAAGCGCCAGGAACAUCUCCUAAAGUUGAUUCAGCUGCGGAAUCGGGGCACCACCAGUGCAGAGCUUGCUCAGGAAUGACAGCAGGCAGGAGUGAAUGCAUCUGCACGCACAGUGAGGCGAAGACUUUUGGAGGAUGGCCUGGUGUCAAGAAGGGCAGCGAGGAAGCCACUUCUCUCCAGGAAAAACAUCAGGGGCAGACUGAUAUUCUGCAAAAGGUACAGAGAUUGGACUGCUGAGGACUGGGGUAAAGUCAUUUUCUCUGAUGAAUCCCCUUUCCGAUUGUUUGGGGCAUCCGGAAAAAAGCUUGUCCGGAGAAGACAAGGUGAGCGCUACCAUCAGUCCUGUGUCAUGCCAACAGUAAAGCAUCCUGAGACCAUUCAUGUGUGGGGUUGCUUCUCAGCCAAGGGAGUGGGCUCACUCACAAUUUUGCCUAAGAACACAGCCAUGAAUAAAGAAUGGUACCAACACAUCCUCCGAGAGCAACUUCUCCCAACCAUCCAAGAACAGUUUGGUGACAGUCUCAAAACUUUUGACCAGGACUGUACAUAAGCAGCGCGUGAGCUCCAAGUUUGGGGAAGAUAAUUUUCACCAUAAAAAUGCACCUUUAUAAUAAAAGCAUUACAUGCAUAAUCACAUUUGCGGUCUUUUUUGAUAAUAGUGGAAAAUUCCCGCUUAUAGCCUACUGCCAUGUGCGCAUUGCUGCGCUUAUAAUGUGAAGAAAUAGCCUAAUAGUUUGUCAACAUUUUAAGCUAAACGUUCUGAUCUGUUGUGUCAGCCACAAUGCAUAAAAAAAUUUUUUUUUGGUGCUAGUGGUUGUAUUAAUUUGGGAUCUAUUGCAUCCCAUAACUGUCCCAGACUAUGUUUGGAAUAUUUAUUUCUUGCACAGAAUAGAAUAGGUCAACUUUUGUACUAUUGUGGAUAGUAGAUUGACAUAGGCUAGUGCUUUUGCUGUUCGUUAGGCCUACUCAUCUUGUUGGCUGACGAAAAGUAAAUGUGGACAGUUCUUCCAAUAUCUUCAAUAUGCACCUCAGAAUUGGAUAAGGACGCGCGCAGUUGUGUCCCCGAUAUGUCUGUCUUCACUUGUAGCCUGUGAAAAUUACCCGAUCACGUGAUGAGAGAGCGCAGCACUCAGGGAGAAGGGCACAACAAAGGCAUGGAUUUUUUUAGGUUGUAUUAUGGCCACCAAGGGGAUGCUGCCGUGAAAUUUGAGGCAUUAUCAAGUGCUUGUCAAAUUGUGAAUGAGAGACUAAUGAAGUGUGCACAGCCUGCGCAAAAAAACAAAGCAGAGCUCAUGCCUUUCAAGCAACUUUUUUCAAAUCAUCAUUAGUCGCAUCAUGCAGCCUUAAAAUGCAUUAAAAAUCAAACCAUAUAGCCCAACGUUUGUAGAACAACUAAAGUUACAUUAAUAACUCUAAAUUAAGCAUAUAGGAGUACCUAUUUAUUUGUUAACCGCUCAACACAGAAUAGCCGCAUGUGCGCACUCCCUCAAAUCGUUUGGAGAAAAUAUGUAUAUUUUAUUCAGCUUUGUUCAAUUGUAUUCUUCAUACUAUAAAGUAAUAUAAAAUAAUGCCACGGAAUUCUAAGCAAAUCUUGUCUGCUAAAUGUACUAGUGUAGCCCACAGCCAUUUGGCAUAGCCACAUCAGGACCUAACAUAAGGACAACUCAGAGUAUGCUAUUCUGUUCUUCUGAAAUAGACAUUUUCUUCAUACCAUGCCUCUUUAGACCUGACUAAAAUAAAUAAUGUAUUUAUUGUGAAGGUGUAGGCUAUAUUACAUGGAUUAUUAGACUUUUUAAAAUGUACAUGUUCCAAAGGUCUGAAUCAGUGGCUUGUAGGCUAUGUGUGGAAGCCAGGAGAUGCAACAUUUGUUUAUGUUAAUUAACGGUCAAUUACCGUGAGACUGACGAAAUAUCGUGACCGCCACAGCCCUAAUUGAGAGUCAUUGUUUAUUCAUGCUUGGAGAUGGAUGAUCACUCUGUCUUUGUCUGUCUGUAAUCUUUUAUCGCCUCAGGCAUCACUUUAUAGCAUUUCAUUUACUGCACUCAAUGAGAACUGGAUUUUCACAUACCUGGACCUUUACAAACCAGGGGCCGUAUGUAUCAAGCAUCUCAGAGUAUAGGACAGCUUAUCCAGGAUCAGGUCCCCCUGUCAUGUAAUCUUAUUCAUUGGGAUAUUAAAUGCAAAAUCCUAAAUCAGAGCUCCUACUCUGAGACGCUUGAUACAAAUGGCCACAGAUGUUUAAUGACAUGCACUAUAAUGUUAAUCAAAGCUCAAAACAUGUUCAUUUGGUGGAUGAAGAAAGAGGGAGAGGUAGAACUAGAUGGGGAGGAGAAAUCAAAACCUCACUCACCCUCUACACUCAGAAAAUGCUGGUUUAAAAACAACCCAAUUUGGGUAAAUAUUGGACAGAACACACAUUGAGUUAUUUUGACCCAAGCAGUUGGGUCACUUAGUUGGGUUUUUGGGUUAUUGAUUCUGGGUUAUUGAGCUAUGACCCACCCUGUCAGAUCAGAAGACUGGAUGCAUGGCUUAGUAGGCUGUGGCUUUCAGAUAGUUCUUUUUGGCCACCCAUGAGAGUAAAUGUCAUUCCGGUUCAUGUUCUGUAUUGUCAUCACAUGUUAAGGUUAAGCACAUUUGUAGCUUUUAUGAGGUUUACACAAGAGUAUGAGUUCCUCAAGUGCCUAUGCAUAUCCCAAUGUUGGGAGGGUUACCACUUUGUUAUAAUAUUUAAAUAAUGAUGUUAUUACAUUUAUAUUAAAAGGAGAAAUGGCCUUGGGGGGGGAGCUUCCAGAUAAUUAUUUUUGGCCACCCAUGAGAGUAAAGGUAAUUCCUGUUCAUCAUGUUAAGUUCGUACACUGCAAAUCUAAAUGUUCCUUCAAUAUUUUUGCAUAUUACAUAUCUUAAUAUAAAUGUAACAAUUUACUUUUUAAAUAUUAUAACAAAGUGGUAAAUAUAUCAAAAUGGGAAUAUGCAUAGGAACUCAUACUCUUUUGUUAACCUCAUUAAAGCUACAAAAGUGUCAGUGCUCAAUCUUAACAUGUGAUGGCAAUAUAACAGAACAAAUUAACCAGAAUGACAUUUACUAUCACGGGUGGCCAAAAAUAACUAUCUGAAAGCCACGCCCUUACUAAGCCACACCUCCAGUCUUCAAAGAAAGCAACCCAACUAAAUGAUCCAACUGGAUGUGUUAAAAUAACCCAAAAUGUGUUCUGUCCACUAUUUAUCCAGCGCUGGGUUGUUUUUAAUAUAGCAUGUACACAUUUUAAUAUAGAGCUUGGUCUAAUACAAUAAUUUGUCCUGAAUGUAAAUCUGCAUUUGACCAUUCCUUUUGACUUCUGACUAAAAACCAAUUCUGGCAUGUGAUAGUUUGGGGUUGUGUCUCUCUCAUGCUGUUUUAUAAUCCAAUCUUUUAUAUCAGCCUAAAGCAAUCUUCAGGAGGUAGGGAUGCACUUAAGUCUGGUAACUUUAGACUCAUACAUUGGAUGUGUCCCAAAUGGCACCCUAUUCCCUAUAUAGUGCAUUACUUUUGACCAGAGCCUACAGUAUGGGCCCUCCUCAAAAGUAGUGCACUAGACAGGGAAUAUGGUGGCAUUUGGUAUCUAUUAUAAACCGGUUGCCAACAGUGAAAGUUCUUGGAUUUCAAAGCUGAGAAUGAGCUUGAAAUCUGAAUGAAGAACUUAGACCAAGGUUGACAUUUCUAACUAAUGUGCAUUUUCACACAAAAAACGUAUAAGGAUAGGGAACAAUUUGGGAUGCAGCCUAAAUUAUAUUCUAUUUUAUCUCAGGAUAGAUACCCCUACCCAUUUUAUCAGUGAUAUUCAGUAUGUUUCUACUGUAUAAUAACUAUGUUACUACAAUUAGCUGAAGAAUAACAGUGUUUUCAGUGUUUAUGUCUUAGUAACACUCAUUCAGAGCCACUCUUUUCCUGGUCAUCUCCCACAGUCCGGCAAGAAAACGAGCAGUGAUCCAAGUCCUUACGUUUAUUUCACAGUUGGGAACAAAUCAUUUGAGAGUAAGGUAAGAAACUACAGUGGUUCAUGGUUUCUGUAGAUAAUUGGAAAUGAUAUUUGGAAACAUCAUAUUUCACUUGCACUUUGAGGAUGUUUUAAACCUUCUGUUCUCGUGUUGAUCCGAUAGACAUGGUCAUAUAAAUAAAUACAGUUAUUCUAUUCUAUUCCAUUGUAUUCUAUUCUAUAUGUGUUGUCUUCAGAUCCGCUGUAAGACCAAUGAGCCAAUGUGGGAGGAAGCUUUCUUCUUCCUCGUCCAUAACCCCAGGAGGCAGGAGCUGGAAGUGGAGGUACUGUCACACACCUUAGUUAACAACUAUAUACUGUACAUUCAUAUUUAUUUUUCACCAUACCACAACUGGUAGGUGAUCUACAGUGCAUUCAGAAAGUAUUCAGACCCCUUGACUUUUUCCACGUUUUGUUACGUUACAGCCUUAUUCUAAAAUGGAUAAAAUGUUUAUUUUUUCUCAUCAAUCUACACACAAUACCCCAUAAUGACAAAGCAAAAACAGGUUUUUAGAAACUUUUGCAAAUGUAUUAAAAAUAAAUAAUGGAAAUAUCACAUUUACAUAAGUAUUCAGACCCUUUACUCAUUACUUUGUUGAAGCACCUUUGGCAGCGAUUACUGCCUGGAGUCUUCUUGGUUAUGACGCUACAAGCUUGGCACACCUGUAUUUGGGGAUUUUCUCCCAUUCUUCUCUGCAGAUCCUCUCAAGCUCUGUCAGGUUGGAUGGGGAGCGUUGCUGCACAGCUAUUUUCAGGUCUCUCCAGAGAUGUUCGAUCGGGUUCAAGUCCGGGCUCUGACUGGGCCACACAAGGACAUUCAGAGACUUGUCCCGAAGCCACUCCUGUGUUGUCUUGGCUGUGUGCUUAGGGUCGUUAUCCUGUUGGAAGGUGAACCUUCGCCCCAGUCUGAGGCCCUGAGCGCUCUGAAGCAGGUUUUCAUAAAGGAUCUCUCUGUACUUUGCACCAUUCAUCUUUGCCUCGAUCCUGACUAGUCUCCCAGUCCCUGCCGCAGAAAACAUCCUCACAGCAUGAUGCUGUCACCACCAUGUUCACUGUAGGGAUGGUGCAUUCAGGUCAAAGAGUUCAAUCUUGGUUUCAUCAGACCAGAGAAUCUUGUUUCUCAUGGUCUGUGUCCUUUAGGUUCCUUUUGGGAAACUCCAAGCAGGCUUCUGUCUGGCUACUCUACCAUAAAGGCCUGAUUGGUGGAGUGCUGCGGAGAUGGUUGUCCUUCUGGAAGGUUCUCCCAUCUCCAAAGAGGAACUCUGGAGCUCUGUCAGAGUGACCAUUGGGUUCUUGGUCACCUCCCUGACCAAGGCCCUUCUCCCCCAACACAGUCCUGUCUCGGAGCUCUACGGACAAUUCCUUCGACCUCAUGGCUUGAGUUUUGCUCUGACGUGCACUGUCAACUGUGGGACAUAUAUAAAAAAUUCAGAAAACCUAUUUUCACUUUGUAAUUAUUGGGUUUUAUGUGUAGAUUGAUGAACAUUUUUUUAUUUUCUCAAUUUUAGAAUAAGGCUGUAACGGGGGCGCUAGUGAGCAAGCCAUGGAGUAGGUCAAGUUAUUCCGAGCUCCUGCUGAAACUGUAUUUAUUUAAUACUUUCUUUGCUCUUUGACCCAAAAAUAACAAAGAAACACAGCCUUUGAAUGACGUGCUUUACUUUGUUCAACUUUUAUUUUUGUGUUAAUGCGUAAAUGGCGCAUAACCUGCAAAAGUUUAAGAUUCGCCGGAGUCACUGACAAAAGAGAAAACACUAGGCCCAAGACGAGGAGCUCGAGUUCUUCAACAAGUGGGAGCAGCGGCUCCUCCCCUCGGCUCGGCGAAAAAAUAUCACCUAGGAUUUGAAGGCCGAGGUUCUUGCACUCAGAGCGGACAUUUAAUCUAUAUUCAAGUCAGAACUCAAGGAGGCGCUCAGUGAGGACUUACAUUUUAUUAAGUCGGAGUUACAAGCAGUCAAGAAUGAACUCGCAAAGCAUACAGCAAUGGUUCGUACUAAACUGGAUACAGUUAAGAAAACUGUCUCCGACAUGGAACAAGGCCUGUCAACCUGCUCAGAUGACACGACUACGCUACAAACCACAGUUAAGAAGCUUGAAACGGAUGUGGCUAGCCUUAAGGAACAAUGCAUACAUUUACAAGGUUAUAUGCAAAGAUUCAAUAUCAGGAUCAUGGGGGUAGCUGAGGACCCGGGCUCAAGUUCUACUUCAUCGGUCUCAAAGUUAUUGAAGGAAUUCCUCAAAUUGGAUAAAGAUGUCCUUGUAGACCACUCACAUCGGGGCUUUCAAGCAAGAAAGCCUGGCGGAAAACCUUGCGUCAUUGUGGCUAAACUACACUACUAUCAGGAUUGUAUUGAUGUUCUUUGGCAUGCCAGAGAAUUUGGCAUGCCCACUUCGAUACAACGGAGCACCCGUCUCUAUUUUCCCAGACUAUGCCCCCAGCGUUGUUCGUGACCGUGCCGCUUUCAACGAUGUCGAGAGUCUGCUCCGUGAACAGACCGACGUUCGGUAUGGUGUGUCUAUAACAUACAACGGCACCGAAAAAGAGUUCCAAGACCCUAAUAAGGCGAUGGCCUUCGUAAAGGCGAACAUUCUACCGAGGUCGGAUGAAGCAAAUGGCUGAAUGUUCACCUAUUUGGCGAUUAGGGUAAUGGACGAAUGUGUCUGCCACUAAUGACUCAGUCUCUCGUUUGUAGAUACUGUAUAACGUUGUCAGUGGUAUCAGUUGAUAUUGUUAUUAUUAGGUAACGUUAGUGCCUUAGUUCGGGUGAGUCAAGUCUCCUUUUGUUUUAACGUUUUAUUUUAUUACCAUGAAGCUGCUCAUGUCUAUUUCUCGAUGGUACCCGUAAUCCAGGGUAGAUAAAGCACAGUUCUAUUAUUAGGUUAUGUCAUUUCUUUAAAGAUGUUGCUGCUAACUUAGUGGUAUUGUUGUAAGAUGUGAUUUAUAAAAUGUUUUAUACUUUAUUUUAAAACAGCCUAGUUUCAGCAGGGCUCUCUACUCGAUAGGUUUAGUGUGUGGAUAUCUUUCAGCAGGGCUCUCUACUCGAUAGGUUUAGUGUGUGGAUAUCUUUCAGCAGGGCUCUCUACUCGAUAGGUUUAGUGUUCCCCACUACAAGCACAUUACGUGUGGAUAUCGCUGCGUGGGGAUUAGCAGUUACCUUGUUCUAUUAGGUGACCAGGUGGGUUUUCUUUUUCAUACCAGACUUUAGAGUAUUGUUUGUUUAUGUUUUUUAUUCCUCUUCUAUUUUUGGGUUUUUUAUUUGCUAUUUUUGGGAAAAUGUUUAAUGGAUCAGUUGUUAUUGUAAUCAGGCAUCUAUCCUUUUCCCACCUGACUUUACAUGGCUAGGCCUAAUAUCAUGAGAGGGACAGCUGGUUGCUCGGUCACUUUUGCUAGCUGGAAUGUUAAAUCUUUAAAUCACCCAGUGAAACGUAAAAGGGUUAUUUCUCGUUUAAAUCGCCUUAAAGUAGAUAUCGCCUUUCUUCAGGAGACACAUCUCCGCACUUUCGACCACUCUUGUUUAAAAGGAGGGUGGAUCGGUCAAUCAUAUCAUUCCAAUUUUCAUUAAGAAACUAGAGGGGCAGCUAUUUUAAUUAGUAAAAACAUACCGUUCGCAAUGUCAAGUGUAGUGGCAGGCGCAGCAGACUGGAUAAUACACCUGUUAUCUUGGCUAACAUUUAUGCACCAAAUUGGGAUAACAGUUAAUUCUUCACACAUUUAUUUUCUUGAUUACCAAAUAUAGACACACACCUCCUAAUACUAGGUGGUGAUAUGAAUUGUGUACUGUCGCCCAAUCUGGAACAUAGCUCUCCUAAGGUAUCAUCUUCAUCAAAGACAGUAUCCACAAUUCAGCUAUUUCUUAAGACAUAUGCCAUAUCUGAUGCAUGGCAUUUCCGCAAUCCCACAGCUAGGGAGUAUUAUUUUUUCUCGCCAGUUCAUAAGACCUUCUCACGUAUAGACUACUUUUUCCUAGACAAUAGAUUUUUGCCAUUUAUUACGGAGUGUGAUUACCAAGCUAUAGUCAUUUUGGAUCAUUCUCCUCUUACUAUGAAACUACUUAUACCAAAUACACAGCCUAAUUAUCGCCCUUGGCGGCUUAACUCACUACUGCUAUCAGAAGAAACCUUUGUUGCUUUUAUAUCAUCUCAAAUUGAGCUAUUUCUCGAGCUUAAUCAAACCGCUGGAAUGUCUCCUACAACAGUAUAGGAAUCAAUGAAGUCUUAUCUAAGGGGCCAAAUUAUUAAGGAAGUGCAAUAUUCAACGCCUAGGGGAAUUUACAAAUAAAAUCUUGGAUUUGGAUAUGGCAUAUUCACACUCUUCAUCCGCAGAUUUACUAAAACAACAUUUGACACUUCAGACAGAGUUUGAUCUUCUUUCAACUCGACAGGCUGAAAAUCUAAUGAGUAAAUCUCAUACAAAAAUUAUGAACAUGGAGAGAAAUGAGUGAAAAUGCUAGCACACCAGCUGCGUCAGAGAACCGCAAAUCAAACCAUACCUGAGAUAACUGACGGGCUGGGUAACAAAUGUGUUGAUCAUUUAGAGGUCAAUUCAUGCUUUCAUAACUUUUACUCACAAUUAUAGACUUCGGAAUCCGCUGGUAAUGCUACCUUAUUCGACACCUUCUUUGAGAACUUAGAUAUUCCUACAGUUGAACCUGAGCUGCUGAAUUAGAAGAACAGUUCUCUGUAGAAGAGAUUGUGUUGGCAAUUAAAUCUAUGCAGUGUGGUAAAUCCCCUGGACUCGACGAAUUUCCGAGCGAAAAAAAUAAAUAAAAAUUGUAUUCAGUCCCAAUUUGAUGUCCUGGAUCAAAAUCCUUUACUCCUCCCCUAUGGCUGCAGUGCGCACAAAUAAUACACUUUCAUCCUAUUUCUAACUUCAAAGUGGGACAAGACAGGGUUGUCUUCUAUCCCUGUUUGCAAUCGCAAUUGAGCCUUUAGCCAUAGCAAUACGUAAUAACACCACUAUCAGAGGUAUUCGAAGAGGGGGCUUAGAGCAUAAAGUUUCACUCUAUAUGGAUGACAUGCUAUUAUAUAUGUCUAACCCUUUAACUGGUCUUCCAGAGAUUGAUGUGGAAAAUUAUCCAGAGUUUUUUUAGAAUUUGAGAUGGACUUUAUUACAAUUCAACAAAGCCGAGUUGGUCUGCAGAGCACCUCCCCUCUACCUCCCAGCUCCCUGUUGAUAUAGUCAUACAUACAUCCUAGUUUAAAGCCCCUCCCUCUUGGAUUCCCCCACCCUUCUCUUCAGGUCCCCUCUCUCUACCGCUCUGCCCACUCCCUUAGUCUAUGAUGGCGUCUAAAUUUGACUUUUAUUCAGUUCAGAAUCAAUAGUAAUGAUAUCUGCGUUUAUCUGGAACAAGAAAAACCCUCGGAUACGUAAGAGCGUAUUGCAGAGAUAUCGCCCCCAAGGUGUUCUAGCACUUCCGAACUUUCAAUAUUAUGACUGGGCAGCUAAUAUAAGAAUCAUUCUAUAUUGGAUGACAUAAAUCCCUGAUGUUACAGGCCCGAAAUGGUUGACCUUGGAGAUCUCAUCCUGUGGCCCCACCUCCUUAGCUGCCUUACUCUGCCUUACUCUGCUCAAAACUUGCAUUAGCUGAGCCUGUUUCCAAAUACACUAAAAACCCCAUUGUGGAAUUCAAAAAAAAUCUGGAAACAGUUUAGGCGAUAAUUUGGUCUCAGUGAAUUUUCAACUCCUGCCCCAUUAUUAAAGAACCAUACAUUCUCUCCAUCAUUAUUGGACCGGGCGUUUCAUACGUGGUCUGGAAAAGGGAUCUCCUCACGGAACGACUUGUACAUUGAUAUGGAUUUUGCAUCUUUUGAACAGUUAGUAUAAAAGUUCAAUAUUCCUAGAUCCCAUUUCUUUAGAUACCUGCAAUUGCGUAGUUUUGUAUCUUCAUACUCUAGUCACUUCUCAUCACGCCCACCUACCUCCCUUCUAGAUUCUAUUUUUAAAGUGAACCCUUAUAUCAAAGGGGGUAUAAGCUUGAUCUAUACAUUAUUAAACUCGCACAAUCUGGAUUCCCUGAAAUCUCUUAAGAACCAAUGGGAAGAGGAUUUAGGUGAACCUUUUUCAGACAAAACUUGGCAGAAUAUGCUUCAGAGAAUACAUCCUUCAUCUAUAUGUCUAAGACAUGCUGUAAUUCAAUUUAAAAUAGUUCAUUGGCUGCAUUGGUCAAAGGCUAAAUUAUCCAAUAUUAGACCAGAAAUAGAUCCCACUUGUGACGGAUGUAAGCGGACUCGUGCUACUUUAUUACACAUGUUUUACAUCAAUUUUUUUGAUGUUUUCUAAGAUACUGGAGAGACCUAUAGAAUUGCAUUAUUGGGAGUGGCACCACAGGAGGACCAUCUAAACAGUUUUAUGGGCAACAUGCUGGCAUUUACUACUCUUCUAGCUAGACGUCUUAUACUAUUUAAGUGAAAGGAUCAGUUUCCUCCUACUUUUAACCAUUGGAUAAAGAAAGUUAUGCAACAUCUCAAGCUAGAGAAAAUACGCUACUCCGUUAGGGUAUCUCCAAUUACAUUUUAUAAUAUCUGGCAACCUUUCCUGUCCUUUGUAGAAGACAUGGACCCAGCUAAUUUCACAACUCCAUAAACCAACCCAAAUUAGAAUCGUCUAUCUAUCUAUCAUUAUUUUAACAUUUUUAAAACUUUUUGUUUUAUAAUAUAUUUGAAAUUUUUAAAAAAUAUUUUUAAAUAUUAUUCAUUGUAUAUCCUGCCUGCUUUAAGUCUGGUUUUGGGGUGGGGCUUUGUUAGAGCAUGGGGUGGGUUUCAUUUGAUUUGGUAGGGAUCUGUGUGUUCUGCCCUCUACCUGUUCUGUCUGUUAUCUGUAUAAUCAUAAAAAAUGCCAAAUUAAAAAAACGUUUUGAAAAAAAAGAAUAAGGCUGUAACGUAACAAAAUUUGGAAAAAGUCAACGGGUCUGAAUACUUCCCGAAUGCACUGUAUUUCUAUACAGUAUGUACUUCAGACAUAACAGAUGUUUUUGCUUGGGUCAAACAUUGAGUUUACAGUAAGCGUAUGUGAAUUAUAGGAUCUCUAUUAUGUUAACCCUUUGUUGGGUUGACUGUCUAUGGCCAGGUGAAGGACGACAAGCACAAGUGCACCCUGGGUAAUCUUACAGUCCCCUUGAGUGGUCUGUUGGUGGAGGAAGACAUGACGUUUACUCAGCAGUUUUCCCUGAGGAACUCUGGACCCAGCUCCACACUCAAACUGAAGUUGACUCUCAGGGUAAGGAUAUGUAUAGCUGCCUCCCAAAUGGCACCCUAUUCCCUAUGUAAUGCACUACUGUAGUUUUGACAAGGGCCCAUAGAGCUCAACGUUUUAGGGAAUAGGGUGCCAUUUCAGAUGCAACCAUUAUAGACCUGCUGUCUAUUUUCAAAAGUUACUGAUUGAAAUGUGUAAAUAGAACUUCCCAUCACAAUGUACACUGUAAAGGGGUUACUGUGAAUUUGACAGUAGCUUACAGGCAGCUCGGUGGCAAGUAAAAUUCUGUAUUUCAUAUUACAGUAAAACUACUGUAAUAUAAAUAUGGUAUCAAAGCAAGUACUGUGUAAUGACACAGUACAAUACCGUAAAAUGAAUGAAUGAUUGGAUGGAUCAAUUAAUGAAAUUCAUUGAGGGGAGGGGUUUGUAUUUCACAGUAUUUUACUGUGUUUACAAGGGAUUGGUGCAAGCAGGUUGACUGCUAGGUAAAAUGUUUACACAUUACAGUAAUGAUGUUAGGUUUGAAAUCGGAGCCCCGAGGCAUGCGUCGAAAUCACUAAGCAGUGUACUUCAAAGCAGUGUGCCGAUGCCUGUAUCACUUUAUUAGAAGCAUAUGAUCAAUGACAUCCGAAGCAUUGUUUCGUUGAACAACCCACUGAUUGGUUUGGUAUUGGUUUCGGUAGAAGACAAAAAGGCUACACUGCGCACGCGCUAUGGCGUAUGGGACGUCAUCUAUAAUAAUUUGGCUGCUCUAAAUUCUUUUGACCAGCAGGUGCCACUAAUGUACACUGUGUUGAACAAAGACUUGAGUAAUAAACCUAUUUUCAACACAGUUGGCUGGAAAGCCUAAAUGCUUCAAUCAAUCAAUCAAAUGUAUUUAUAAAGCCCUAUUUACAUCAGUAGAUGUUACAAAGUGCUUAUACAGAAACCCAGCCUAAAACCCCAAAGAGGAAGCAAUGCAGAUGUAGAAGCACGGUGGCUAGGAAAAACUCCCUAGAAAGGCAGCAACCUAGGAAUAAACCUAGAGAGUCCUCUUCUGGGUGUGCCCGGUGGAGAUUAUAAGAGUAUAUGGCCAUUAAGGCCAGAUCGUUCUUCAAGGUGUUCAAACUUUCAUAGAUGACCAGCAGGGUCAAAUAAUAAUCACAGUGUUUAAAGAGGGUGCAAAAGGUCAGCACCUUAGGAGUAAAUGUCAUUUAGCUUUUCAUAGCCAAGCAUUCAAGAUGUCGAGACAGCAGGUGCGGUAGAGAGAGAGGGAGAGGGAGAGGAAGAGAGAAGGUUGAAACAGCAGGUCCGGGACAAGGUAGCAUGUCCAGUGAACAGGUCAGGGUUCCAUAGCCGCAGGCAGAAACUGGAGCAGCUGCAUGACAAGGUGGACUGGGGAUGGGAACAGCUAGGAGUCGUCAGGCCAGGUAGUCCUGAGGCAUGGUCCUAGGGCUCAGGUCCUCUGGGAGGGGAGAGAGAGAGAGCGAGAGAGAGAUGGGAGAAUUAGAGGGAGCAUACUUAAGAAUACACAGGACACCAGAUAAGGCAGGAGAAUUACACCAGAUAGGACAGACUGACCCUAGCCCCCCGGCAUAUAGGCUAUUGCAGCAUAGAUACUGGAGACAGAGACAGGGGGGGUCAGGGGACAGGAAGAUCACAUCAGUGACUCAACCCACUCAAGUCGAGUAUAGCGGGAAAAUGCCUGGCACGAUGUGAUACACCCCUCCUAGGGACGGCAUGCGAGAGCACUAGCAAGCCAAUGACUCAGCCCCCGUAAUAGGGUCAGAGGCAAAGAAUCCCAGUGGAGAGAGGGGAGCCAGCCAGGCAGAGACAGCAAGAGUGGUUCGUCACUCCAGUGCCUUACCAUUCACCUUCGCACCCCUGGGCCAGACUACACUCAAACAUAGGACCUACUGAAGAGUCUUCAGUAGAGACUUAAAGAUUGAGACCUAGUCUGCGUCUCUCUCUGGUUCGGCAGACCAUUCCAUAAAAAUGGAGCUCCCCAGCUAACAAAAUUAUGUUCCAAGACGUGACCACAAAGUUAUUUUAGUCCCCACAUAAGUCAUAAUAACGUUAUUGUGAAACUUACAGACGAUGUUCAAAAAUGUAUUUCUAUCAUUCCGAUUGUAACGUUAUAUGAAGACAAACCAUAACUCUAAAUGUAACGUUAUGAAAUGUUCCUAGGAUAUCUCCAAAAUAACAUGAUAUUCAGAACCUUUCAUGGACUACCAAGGAACGUUUUUAAUGUUCCCAUGAUGUCUGUAUAGCGACCUGAUAUUUAUAACCUCUAUAAUACUUAUUAGAAAUGUUAUAAUAAUAUAAUAUGCCAUUUAGCAGACGCUUUUAUCCAAAGCGACUUACAGUCAUGUGCGCAUACAUUUUUACGUAUGGGUGGUCCCGGGGAUCGAACCCACUACCCUGGCGUUACAAGCGCCAUGCUCUAUCAAUUGAGCUACAGAGGACCAAUGAAUGUGCCUAUAAUGUCCCAAACGGGCUAUGACAUUCAGUACCUCUGGAAGACUGAAGGAGAAUGUUACAAAUGUCUCAGUUAUGCUCCUUGUUAGCUGGGUCUGUAGGAGAAAGCCCUGCCUCCAGCUGUUUGCUUCUAGGAACAAUAAGGAGGCCUGCGUCUUGUGACCAAAGCGUACGUGUAGGUAUGUACAGCAGGACCAAAUCGGAGAGAUACGUAGGAGCAAAUCCAUAUAAUGCUUUGUAGGUUAGCAGUAAAACCUUAAAAUCAGCCCUAGCCUUAACAGGAAGCUAGAGGCUAGCACUUGACUAUUAUGGUAUUUUUUGGGGGUUCUUGUCAAGAUUCUAGCAGCUGUAUUUAGUACUAUCUUAAGUUUAUUUAGUGCUUUAUCCGGGUAGCCGGAGAGUAGAGCAUUGCAGUAGUCUAAUCUUGAAGUGACAAAAGCAUGGAUUAGCUUUUCUGCAUCAUUUUUUGACAACAACUUUCUGAUUUGUUCAUUGUUACGAAGAUGGAAAAAAGCUGCCCUUUAAAUAUUUUUGAUAUGUUUGUCAAAAAAGCGAUCAGGGUCCAGAGCAGGUCCUUCACAGUUUUAUUUGAGCCGACUGUACAACCAUCGAGAUUAAUUGUCAGAUCAAACAGCAGAUCUCUUCGUUGCUUGGAACCUAGAACUAGCAUCUCUGUUUUGUCCGAGUUAAAAAGUAAAGAAAUUGCCGCCAUCCACUUCCUUAUGUCUGAAACACAGGCUUCCAGGGUAGGCAAUUUUGGGGCUUCACCAUGUUUCAUUGAAAUGUACAGCUGUGUGUUGUCUGCAUAGCAGUGAAAGUUGACAUUGUGUUUCCGAAUGACAUCCCCAAGAGGUAGAAUAUUGUGAAAACAAUAGUGGUCCUAAAACGGAAGCUUGAGGAACACCGAAACUUAAUGGACAAACCAUCCAUAGAGACAGAUAAGAUCUAAACCAGGCAAGAACUUGUCCGUGUAGACCAAUUAGGGUUUCCAAUCUCUCCAAAAGAAUGUGGUGAUCGAUGGUGUCAAAAGCGGCACUAAGGUCUAGGAGCACGAGGGCAGAAGCAGAGCCUUGGUCUGACGCCAUUAAAUGGUCAUUAACCACCUUCACGAGUGCGGUCUCAGUACUAUGAUGGAGUCUAAAACCAGACUGGAGAGUUUCAUAUACAUUAUUUGUCUUCAGGAAGGCAGUGAGUUGCUGAGCAGCUUUUUCCGUUUUUUAAAUUUUCCGGGUCAAGGUUUGGCUUUUUCAGGAGAGACUUUAUUACUACCACUCUUAGUGAGAUUGGUACACAUCCGGAGGAUAGGGAGACGUUUGUUAUGUUCAACAUAGGAGUGCCAAGCACAGGAAGUAGCUCUUUCAGUAGUUAGUUGGAAUAGGGUCCAGUAAGCAGCUGGACUGUUUUUUUUUCUCCUCAAUCAAGUUGGAAAAGUAGGCUGAUCGAGCAGCAGUGAGAGCUUUUUGAUAUUGCACGGUACUGUCUUUCCAAGCUAGUCGGAAGACUUCCAAUUUGGUGGAGCUCCAUUUCCGUUCCAAUUUUCUGGAAGACUUGCUGCCACUCCAAUCUGUCCCCUAUACAAAUUGAUGGGGCACUAUAAUCACAUAGGAAUUAAAUUGGUACAGCAUUCUCAAUCACGGUUGCAACAAAUCUAUCAAUCCUCAAAAUAUGUUAAUGAGCCAGAAACAAUACCAGGCACCCACUAGUGGUCAAAAGGUUUUUGGCGCUCCAAAGAUACGGUACAGUACUGUUAUUCUGUGGGGUGGUAUUACAGUACCUUUCGAAAUACAGCAAUACUUUGCCCCGCACACAACAUUUUCCCACAAUACUUUAGAAUUGACAGUAUGCUGCAGCAAAACGUAUUUUACUGUAGACCCCAAAUUACCGUAUUAUUUACAGUUUUCCGUUACAGUGUACAGUGUUCUUAAGGUACUGUGCUCUGCUCUUCUGUGUCGUAGGUUCUGUGCCUGGAGAAGCAGACAAGUGCGGCGGACCAGCUUUCCUCUGUCCAGGUGAGGAAAGCCAGCGUGGUCAACCCCACCGUCCCCUCCCAGAGACUCUCCGCAUCAGAGUUGCCUCUCCCCCCAGCCACCACCACCCCACCACCACUCAUGGAGGCCUCCACCCACUCCCUCCAUCGCCGGGAGGAGCGAAGGGAGGAGCCAUACGGAGGCAGCCCCAUCAGGAGCACCUCUCUCAGGAGCACUUCCAACCUGAGCACCACCAUAUCCAACUCCCAGAAACACCUGCCCCACAAGGACUCCAUGGCCAGCCUGGCCUCGGACAUCUCCCUGCCCUUCGCCACCCAAGAGCUGCAGCAGAGGCUCAGGCAGCUGCAGAAGUAAAUCACACACACGCACUCCCGUGCACACACACACGCACUCAAACACACACAAUCACUAUCAUGAGGUAAAGUAAAAUCCCUAAUCUCUGCUGUGUUGCGUUUUCAGUGGGUCUGCCCCUAGUCCGUACCCCCUGGGGGAGAUUCAGCUGACUGUCCGCCACAGCUCCCAGAGGAACAAGCUCAUCGUGGUGGUGCACGCCUGUCGGUCAGUGGCCUCACGUAUAACACUAGACUAGCCACAUAUACUGUAUAUGCCCGGUUCCCGGACACAGAUUAAGCCUUGUCCUGGACUAAAAAGCGUGCUCAAUGGAGAUUCUCCAUUGAAAGUGCCUUCUUCGUCCAAGACUAAGCUUAAUGUGUGUCCAGGAAACCGCCCCUCUGUGUUCAUUUCAAUUACCACAAGAUCAGGACUUACUCUGUUCAGAUUUCAAUGUGACUGACGGACCCCUGUACAUUUUUCCCUCAGAAACCUCAUUGCGUUCACUAAGGAUGGAUCAGAUCCUUUCGUUCGGGUUUACUUGCUCCCUGACAAGAGCCGGACAGGCCGGAGGAAGACCAGCACCAUAAAGAAAACCCUGAACCCUGUGUAUGAUCAAACGUGAGUUCUGACUCGGACUGUCACUGUAGGCCACCUCCAUAGAAAUAUGUAUAGAACUUAUAAGUAAUAGUAAUAUACUGUAUAUGAUCUCUAUGGCCACCUCUUACAUUAUUUUUAUUUUUUAUUUUUUUAUUUUACAUUAUGCAACCAUUUCACAACCAUUAACCAUCGCAACCAUUCAUCACAUCAUGUAUUAUAUUCAUUCAUCACCUAGUAUUACUGCAGUAGGAAAUCAUCACUCAGAAAUAAACAAAGGAGAAUCCGAAAGUGUGUAUUUUGUUCAUCUGCAGGUUUGAGUUCAGUGUUUCCAUGACGGAGCUGCACAGGAGGACUCUGGACAUCGCUGUGAAGAAUGGAGGGAGUAUACUGUCCAAACACAGAGGACUCCUCGGGAAGGUAGUGUCUCCUCACAAAAUAUAGUCUAUGUCCCAAAUGGCACCCUAUUCCCUAUAUAGUGCACUACUUUUGAUCAGAGCCCUAUGAGCCCUGGUCAAAAUUAGCAUACUAUAUUGGGAAAAGGGUGCCAUUUGGGAUACAAACAUUGUUGUACUUUAAAAAUGAAGGACUUUUUUUAAUGAUUAAUGUUAUCUGAUUGUUGUUGACUCUAGCAAUGCUACUGUACUUAUUAUAGGUGAUGGUGGAUUUGAGUGUUGAGGAUAUAUCCAAGGGCUGGACACAAUGGUAAGAUGCUCCUUUACCCAAUUUGUAUUGUCAGCUAUGUGUUGUAUUUGUGUUAACAUUUGAUACAAAUUUGAUUUGGAGAAAUAAACUAGCUUGUUUGUUGUUUAUUCCAUGAUUACAGUGGGGGAAAAAAAGUAUUUAGUCAGCCACCAACUGUGCAAGUUCUCCCACUUAAAAAGAUGAGAGAGGCCUGUAAUUUUCAUCAUAGGUACACGUCAACUAUGACAGACAAAUUGAGAUUUUUUUUCCUCCAGAAAAUCACAUUGUAAUAAUAAUAAUAAUAAUAAUAUGCCAUUUAGCAGACGCUUUUAUCCAAAGCGACUUACAGUCAUGCGUGCAUACAUUGUAGGAUUUUUAAUGAAUUUAUUUGCAAAUUAUGGUGGAAAAUAAGUAUUUGGUCACCUACAAACAAGCAAGAUUUCUGGCUCUCACAGACCUGUAACUUCUUCUUUAAGAGGCUCCUCUGUCCUCCACUCGUUACCUGUAUUAAUGGCACCUGUUUGAACUUGUUAUCAGUAUAAAAAACACCUGUCCACAACUUCAAACAGUCACACUCCAAACUCCACUAUGGCCAAGAUCAAAGAGCUGUCAAAGGACACCAGAAACAAAAUUGUAGACCUGCACCAGGCUGGGAAGACUGAAUAUGCAAUAGGUAAGCAGCUUGGUUUGAAGAAAUCAACAGUGGGAGCAAUUAUUAGGAAAUGGAAGACAUACAAGACCACUGAUAAUCUCCCUCGAUCUGGGGCUCCACGCAAGAUCUCACCCCAUGGGGUCAAAAUGAUCACAAGAACGGUGAGCAAAAAUCCCAGAACCACACGGGGGGACCUAGUGAAUGACCUGCAGAGAGCUGGGACCAAAGUAACAAAGCCUACCAUCAGUAACACACUACGCCGCCAGGGACUCAAAUCCUGCAGUGCCAGACGUGUCCCCCUGCUUAAGCCAGUACAUGUCCAGGCCCGUCUGAAGUUUGCUAGAGUGCAUUUGGAUGAUCCAGAAGAGGAUUGGGAGACUGUCAUAUGGUCAGAUGAAACCAAAAUAGAACUUUUUAGUAAAAACUCAACUCGUCGUGUUUGGAGGACAAAGAAUGCUGAGUUGCAUCCAAAGAACACCAUACCUACUGUGAAGCAUGGGGGUGGAAACAUCAUGCUUUGGGGCUGUUUUUCUGCAAAGGGACCAGGACGACUGAUCCGUGUAAAGGAAAGAAUGAAUGGGGCCAUGUAUCGUGAGAUUUUGAGUGAAAACCUCCUUCCAUCAGCAAGGGCAUUGAAGAUGAAACGUGGCUGGGUCUUUCAGCAUGACAAUGAUCCCAAACACACCGCCCGGGCAACGAAGUGGCAUUUCAAGGUCCUGGAGUGGCCUAGCCAGUCUCCAGAUCUCAACCCCAUAGAAAAUCUUUGGAGGGAGUUGAAAGUCUGUGUUGCCCAGCGACAGCCCCAAAACAUCACUGCUCUAGAGGAGAUCUGCAUGGAGGAAUGGGCCAAAAUACCAGCAACAGUGUGUGAAAACCUUGUGAAGACUUACAGAAAACGUUUGACCUGUGUCAUUGCCAACAAAGGGUAUAUAACAAAGUAUUGAGAAACUUUAGUUAUUGACCAAAUACUUAUUUUCCACCAUAAUCUGCUAAUAUAAAUGCAUUAAUAAUCCUACAAUGUGAUUUUCUGGAUUUUUUUUCCUCAUUUUGUCUGUCAUAGUUGACGUGUACCUAUGAUGAAAAUUACAGGCCUCUCUCAUCUUUUUAAGUGGGAGAACUUGCACAAUUGGUGGCUGACUAAAUACUUUUUUUCCCCACUGUACAUCUUUGGGUGUGAGACAAUUGCUAUAAAAAAUCCUAUGUAUCUUUUAUGACUGUAUUUGUUUGUCAUAUUUUAGUUUUAUGCCAUUGCCAUUUGUUGCUCCACUGGUGUUUUUAACUCCUCGUUUUGUCUUGUAGGUAUGAUCUGACUGAAGAUGGCAACCGCAAAACAGUCCAGGCAUAG